GGAUCCGAGAGCACAUCCGCCUCAAAUUACUACAGCUUUACCUUCCACCAUCAUCAUCAUUCACCAAGGCGCUCCCAGCAGCGCCCCAAGUGACAUGGCGUCCGCACCCACGGCGCCCAAGCCCAGCAAUCGCAUCUUUUCAUGCAGAUGUCUGAACGUUCGUGUGCGCGAAGCGCCGACGGAAAGCACCUACAAGUCCUUUGUGAAAGAAGGCGCCGACGCCGACUUCGCCCCCCUAUACGUGGGGGGCGAGGGCAUUGAAGCGAAGCAUCCUCAGCUCACCUUGCGCGAUCGCAGUCGAAGUACCCAGCUGCCCGACUCCCCUAACUCUGCGCGCUACACGUCCCUCACAUGUCUCCUCUGCCAGACGCUCGUCUACCGCGUGCAGGAGAUCAUCUCGCCCGAGAAUGAGGUGAAGGAGGGGCCCGUGCUGCCCUCGGACAACUGGGUUGAGGUCGAGGUGCUAAGGAGCACGGACGGGUGGAUCGAGAUACACAAAUCAUUACCAACACAGGAAGGCGUCGCAUUGCUCGAGAAGUCCCCGCGGUACUCGCCCAUCUACUCUGUCGUUCUGCCCGCUGCGCAGCCCCCUUCAAAUACCCCGACACCCGAUGCCGACGCUAAAGCGAGCCAACCGUCACCAUUACCUCAGAGACAAUACCUUGCCGACUUGCCCCCGCUCUUCCCCCCACCACCUUUCACCCCCAAGCACCCUGUCUUCCAGCACUUGUCCUCCCUUGCGACUAGCAAGUCGGAAGGAAUCAGGAAAGAGGCAGAAGACUUCAUUUCAAAUGUCGUUCAGACCAAGGUCAAGGAAAUACAGAAGGUCGAAGACGGGUUGAAGAAGGAGACCGAGGAUGUCUGGAAAACCUUCCUUGGUGCGAUCGCAAGCGUGAAGUCCCGGCAACAAGAACGACUCACGUCCCCUCGCUCUUCCAUAUCCUAUCCUGCUGGCGCGUUCUCGCCGAAUGGUACGGGGACCCCUGGUUCUGUCAUCCGCGACUUCGUCCCGAGCAAAGUGACUGCACCACGGCGCUCGUCGAGUGCUGCUCCGCGCACCUCUAUCCUCUCUGCCUCACUCGCCACCUCGUCCUUCCACCACCCGAAAGCCAACGACGACAGCCCGCCCCCGAAGAGUCCGGGUUCCUCCGCCUCGGCCGACGAGACCAACUCGAGCAUCACGGUCACCUCCAGCACCUUCCCUGUGCGGCAUACGACGGACGCGGGCGAAGGGUCGGUCCUGCAGUUCCGCCACUGGGCUAACGAGCACGAGGAGAAGAACGUGGCGACGAGCUACUGGUACGCGAAGAACGAGGAGGAGGAGAGGAAGCGGGUGGAGGAGAUGAUGGAGAAGCGGAGGCAGAAGCAGGAGGCGGAGAAGCCAUUCCAGGUGGACAAGCCGCUGCAAGUGGAGACUGCCGGGCCGUCGACGCCGCAGGUGAAUGGGAAGGGGAAGGAGCAGGCCCAGGCAUCUUCGCAAGCGGCGUCGCAACCCAAAUCGCCGACUUCGCCGUCUGGGAAGGGCAAGCGAAAGGUCACUUUUAACGUCGAUCCGGCCGCUGCGAACAAGCAUGAGAAGUCAGAGAAGAGCUCACCUACUAAAGACGAUGAUGACGAUAUGGUCUUUGACCUCGAAGAGGAGAAUGGGGAACGUCAGUCCAAAGCGCCAACCUUGCCACUUGUAGAGCCAGCUGCAGUAUCUUCGCGACCGCCGCGGCCAGCAGGUCUGUCUGCUCGGAAUCGAGAACCUAGCAGCGGUUUACCCAGCUCGUUCGCCGGCUUGCGCCCAUCGUCGUUACCAGCGCCCUCGGCGAUGCGCAGUAUAGCAGGCAGCGCGCCUGGAGGAGGACCCUCAGCUCCUCUCCGCCCUCAUCCCGAGCAGCCAUCGCAACCUCAGCCAGAUUCUGCCGCUGUCCCGUUACCGCCCACACCCGCGGUCAACGGGAAAGCCACGUCCUCGGCCGAGUCGUCAGACGCCUCCGAUGUCGACGACUUCCGCGUGCGCGAGAUCCAGCGCCUGGUCGCCGCUGGCACACCGAGCCACCGCCACGCAUGGAAACGCGACGGCGACGCGUGGAAGCGCUUCCUCUCCCGCCACGACGAUGAUGACGCGCUCGACGACAUCGCCGAGGGCGACGAUGGAGAGACCGAGGACCUCCACCUCCAGCACCAGCACUUCAUCGGCUCGCUGCCCAUCGCCAUCCGCCCGCCGCGCCGGCGGACAAGCGAGACCGCUGCCGCGAAGACGUCGCUGGCGGAGAAGCCCGGCGUGCUCGUGCCGCCGUUGCCGCGGCGCCGGGAGAGCUCGACGGCGCGGAGGAAGCAGAUGUACGAGGAGCGGGAUCGGGAGCGCGGGCUGGACCCCGGCGCGCUCGACUUCACGGGCGAUGAGGGCUCGGACGAGGAGAGCGACGAGGAGACGGUCAAUGGGACCGCGUUGAGCCGUGGCAAGCAGCGCGCUCUGCGCAUCCUCGAAUCCGCGGCGAAGGUGCCGGAAGAGGGAAUGUGGAGGAGCUUAGCGAACAAUUGAGCGUGGACGUACAUACGGAGGAGCGCGAACGCGCAUCAGGAGGAGCGUGGACAUGCAUGAGGAGGAGCGUGGACAUGCAUAUGGAGGGGGUCGCAUAGGACUCGGACUGUACUGUACCAUUCAUUUGUGGCGCGCACAUUAUUUCCGGCGCACUGACUGUACCUGCAUAGUACGAGUAUCUCUGUCUUUGUAGCAGUUGAUCUGACGUUUGUUUCUGGUUUUGAGUAAUGGUCGUGGAGUUCGUCUGAAUGGUUGUUCUCAAGCGCGGAGGCAUAUAGAAAGCCAAACGGCGUCCAUUCCGUCCUACAUAAGUAGCGUGAAGAUUAUCUACAGGUAGAGGCUAUGAUACAUCUAUAACGGCCAGCUCUACAGCCGACCGUGCUCGAAAG
Molecule: messenger RNA, 2919 nt
Organism: Schizophyllum commune H4-8
Lineage: Eukaryota; Fungi; Basidiomycota; Agaricomycetes; Agaricales; Schizophyllaceae
Exons: 4
Coding region: 95-2530 (811 amino acids)
Source: RefSeq, a predicted model, not a curated record